AUGCGGAGCAAGUCGAAAUCAGCGCUUUCAAAACUGCCGGAUGGUCCAAUCGAGCAAUCGCCAAGCAUCUCAAGACAUCGAAGAUGUCGUCAAGCUUCCAAUACCAUGAAAACGUGCAAUGCGAUCAAACGGGGUUUGAACCUCAACGUCUCGAAGACGACAGUCUGGAGAGUCAUUGAUCAGGAUCCGAACAUCAAAAGACAAGUCAUGAGGCCGUGCCCACGUCUGGGGAGCCACCACAAGACUCGACGGCUGGAUUUUGCUCGAAGCAACAUGGCUACCGAUUGGAAGACGGUGAAUUGGAGACACUGCGUAUGAGAACUGGCUAUCUUUUUUCAGUUGAUCUUUUCGGACAAGAAGAAGUUUAACCUCGAUGGGCCGGACGGUUACAAACAUUACUGGCACGAUCUGCGGAAAGACCGGCUUCGUUUCUCCAAACGAAACUACGGCGGCGGAAGUGUUAUGUGCUGGGGUGCUUUUUCGUCCGACGGUUUCUUGGAAAUCUUCUUCGUCGAUGGUCGUCUGGAUUCGGCCCGUUAUCAAGAUCUUCUCCGGACCCAACUGCUUCCGUUCAAACGUCGUUUCAACCGCCGUCGCUUUGUCUUCCAGCAGGACAACGCGCCUUGCCAUGCGAGUCGGUCGACCAUGGAUUGGCUCCAGUCUAAGAACAUCGACACUCUUCCUUGGCCGGCUUGCAGCCCAGACCUGAAUCCUAUGGAAAAUGUGUGGGGAGCGCUCGUGCGUCGUGUGUAUUCGCAAAGAAUGCAGUAUCAGUCGGUCGGAGCACUCAAGGCCGAUAUACUUUUGGCCCUAUACUUUUGA
This is a messenger RNA of Caenorhabditis sp. 36 PRJEB53466, 822 nucleotides long. The record is from the annotation of a GenBank genome assembly. NCBI's taxonomy places the organism in Eukaryota, Metazoa, Nematoda, Chromadorea, Rhabditida, Rhabditidae.